This is a messenger RNA of Platichthys flesus (European flounder), 2193 nucleotides long. RefSeq names its product voltage-gated purine nucleotide uniporter SLC17A9-like. Bases 30 to 1418 code for a protein of 462 amino acids. The record is from RefSeq and is a predicted model, not a curated record. Lineage: Eukaryota; Metazoa; Chordata; Actinopteri; Pleuronectiformes; Pleuronectidae. The transcript has 13 exons. Gene Ontology annotation, biological process: transmembrane transport. Gene Ontology annotation, molecular function: transmembrane transporter activity. Gene Ontology annotation, cellular component: membrane.
CUUACACAGAGGAAACUGGUGUUCUCUGAAUGGCUGACAAGCACACAUCAUCAGACGGCUGGAUGGACGUCAGUGAAUCUCUGCUGAAACCCCAGAUUUGUACAAAAAGCAAAUGUAAGGAAGAGGAGCCUGUGAACACCAUCCUGUGGCCAAGAGUUCUGGCACAAAAAUGGACGCUGAUGCUGUUUGUUGGCUCCUGCCUCCUGUACUGUGCCAGGAUGGCCAUGCCGAUCUGUGCCGUCUCAAUGGCCACUGCUUUCAAAUGGAGCAAGAUCGAAUCGGGUCUGGUCCUGGGGGGAUUCUUCUGGGGCUACUGCUUCACACAGAUCCUGGGGGGACAUGCCAGUGACAGAGUGGGAGGAGAGCGCGUCCUGUUCAUCUCGACCGGCCUGUGGGCUCUGAUCACUGCCCUCACUCCUCUUCUGGCUCAGCUCAGCUCUCACACCCUCGCUCUCAUGACCCUGGCCCGAAUCCUCAUGGGGCUUCUGCAGGGUGUGUUCUUUCCGUCUCUGGCCAGCAUCUGCUCACAGCGCGUCGUGGAGGCGGACCGAGGCUUUCUAAUGAGCACUAUGCACAGCGGUAGUUAUCUUGGGACGUUGCUGGCAGGUGGAAUGGGAUCCAUCAUGCUGGACCAGUAUGGCUGGCCAAGCAUGUUCUACAGUAUUGGUUUCCUGUCCUCACUCUGGGCAUUCCUCGUUUGGCAGUGUUUUUUAAAAGGUGAAGUUAUCCCCAAGCCCCUGGAAGCUCAGUAUAGACGGAGUCAUCAGACAAAAUGGAACCUGUCCCACAUGUUGCGUCUGUUUAAGAAGCCUCCUGUCUGGUCCAUGUUCUUCGCUCACAUGUGCGCAGCCAGCACCUCCAACACGUUAUUGUCGUGGCUGCCAACAUAUUUCAAGGAGUCCUUUCCAGAUGCCGCAGACUGGGCGUACAAUGUAAUUCCUUGGCUAGUUGCAAUCCCUUCAGCUUUGAGUGGGGCAUACAUUUCAGACAUUCUCAUCAAUCAAGGUUAUAGCAGAUCAUCUGUGAGAAAGAUAAUGCAGUUCUGUGCCAUGGGCGGUUCCAGUGUGUUCGUUUUGCUCCUGACGGGAGAAGCAUUUACCUCAUUCACCUCUGCAUUGAUCUUUGUCUCUGUGGCUGUGGGUUUAUCCACCUUCACCAGCUGCGGUGUGUCUGUGAACGUGCAGGACCUCACUCCCUCGUGUGCUGGUGCUUUCUUUGGUUUUAUGAAUAUGUUGGGUGCUUUUAUGGGGGUGGUGCUGGUCUCCUUGUCGGGCUACCUGAUCGAGGUCACCCUGUCGUGGGCCUCCGUGUUCUCCCUCAUCAGUUUAGUGAACAUCACGGGUCUUGUGGUCUUCCUGCUAUUCGGAGAUGCUCGACGUGUUGACCUGGAAUAUUGCAGCCCGAUUUCUGUGAUUUGACCCAAACCUCGUGCUGCAAACACCCGACAUGUGAGACUCAUAUUUAAGUCUCAAUCCAUUCUGCUGAACCUGCCUGUGGAUUUUGCAGAAACCAGGAAACACAGUACAGCCGAGCGUUUAUUAGCAAACCUCUGGAGAGUUGGAAAUGGGAAUCACAUUUUCCUGCUGCACAGAACUAGAAGGAAAGACCUCUGGAAAAUGAAGGAACUUGAAUGUUGCAGGCGUGUUUUUGUUCUUUGUGUUUACUGUAAUUCUUGAUCACUGUCAGUAUGAAUAUUUAACUGUAUUAAUAUUUAAUGCAGCGAGUUUGACAUCCACAUCAAAAUGUUUACACCGAAGUUGUUUUUGUAAAUUCUGAGCUGAGAUAGAUUACCUUUGGAACCUGCAGGAAUAUGAAUCUGUCCAUUGUGUUUAACUUUAACUUUAGGCUCUGGUAUAUUUUUUUAUUACACUACAGCCAAGAAAUGGUUCAGUACCAUUAUUGUUGUCUUGAUAUUUAUCUUUAUCGCCCCCUGGUGGCUGGCUAGAAUACAGGUCACAUACCCUGCCCCCUCCACACUAGUCGAUGGGAUGGUUUCUGUAAUUUUGGUUCUUCUACACAGAAAUGAUUUGGUUGCUCUGUAGACUUUUUUUUUUUAUUGAAUCACUUAAACAGUGGGAAGCCAAGAGUCAUGUUUACUUCCAAUGUUUGUGGUGUUGUGACUUUUCUUUUAAAGUCUGUGAGUUUUUGACAUUCUGUGAGUUUUUGAAAUUAAAAUAAAAUAUAUUUAUAUUA